ACCUCGACAUGUGGUGGACAGAGUCUUCAGGAUCCUUUUAUGAAAGGUAUCUGGUAUCAGGAGCAUGUCGUCAAUCUUCGGAGAGGCCUUAUUCUAAAAAUAAAUACGCACAGCCACCACGACCACGCAGUUUUGUAAACCCGCGUUUAUCAAAACCAGAAGCAGUACCCACAGGAACUGCAAAGCCCUUUGAAAUAACCUGUCCACAACGACCUGCGCCGCCUCUGUGACAGCAACAGAAAAAGAUACAUUUGAAGCGUGUAUGACUAUGAUCGUAGCUAGCUGUUACAUAUCGUACAGAAGUCUACAAAUUAUUACAUGAUUUGUUUCCUUCCUCGAGCUUAUUCCAGCCCCCUAGCAGGUGUAGUACAAUAAGAGACUAUAUGUUCGAGCAUCUUUGGUUCAGACUGUGAAGAGCACGAUGAUAAACGAAGGAAAAAUGAGUUCGGCUGGUUUUUCCAAGAAUCCGGAGCCUCCUUUGAAGCCGACACAUGACAAGAAAAGCAAGCAGAUGUUGCGCGAUCAAAAGACCUCCGCUUCCGCAACGAUACUACACGAAGCCAAGUACUUACUACUACAUAAAUUAUCGAUUAUUCCCAUCUGAUGGGGCACCUACGCCUACUUGCGCCACUGCUCUCUCUACUAGCUUUACGCGCACACGAAGACCUCCCGCAAAGGUAGAUAACCUGUGCUGGGUGCUUUAGCCCGCCCUCGCACGACGCACCUCUUGUCUCAAAUAAUCUUGUCAGGCAAUCUCACAUCAGCGGCACUGGGAGCCGAGCGCAACAGUGGAAGCAGAUGCACUUGGUCGUCUACUUGUUGUGGGUUGUAUUUGUUAUGCGCCUUAUUCGAACUAUUUCGAAUAAGUUAGUAGUACUUAUCGGGCGUGGCGGCCAAUCAUUUUAAAGAAUUUCACCGACUUACCCGGACCUUGUUCAAGGUCGUUGGCUUGUCUGACGCUGACCCGUAGGAAAUACUUCUGAAAUUCCGCAAAAAAAUGCACGCCGACUCGCUCCAUUUUUGGACUCAAUGGGGCUGGGAACUUCUCUGGGCUUUUUCGAAAAUAGUUGGCAAUCCCCGACAUAAUAGCCGAUCUUCUUUAUUCGCAUUCUGUCACGGUGUCAAUGUAAGUAGGUAAGUACUUCUUCCACAACUGAGACAAAUAGAACUGAGGGUAUAAUAGUUUCUACUUGUUAACUUGGUUAAGAUGAUUGAGAUUGCAUCAUAUCAUCGAUCAGUCACGACUGUAUUAAGUAAACUGCUCGAGUUCUUUUCUAUUAUCAUCUUCUUCUAUAUGUGUGUGUGUGUGUGUAGUGUGAGAGAUGCGUCCUUGGUUCUCUCCCCUCCUGCUCAACGUGACCCCUCUCAAGUUCGUGCAUCACCUAAUAUCACGGACUUCUCUGGGGUAUUUCUAUAGAUACAUACAUUCUUCUAUAUAUAGUAGAAGACAAGAAUACUUUUGCUCUCUCCAAGAACUCUCCGCGUCCUCUUCUACAGCAGUUGCAAAAAUUGCAACUCAGCAUGGGUAUUCGUCUUAGUCAAGUUCGACAGCAGCUUAGAACUGUCUUAAGCUUACACAUUAGAAUUUGUACUUCUAGUUUUUCGUCUUCGUAAUUUGGAAGUUGUAGCGGCCUUUUUUACAGCUUUCAUACUUCUCGGAACGGUGUUUCAUCUGGUCUUCGUCGCCUUUGUGCCAGAUGCUCUCUCCUCCGACUCUGGUGGGAACGACGUGAAAGAUCCACCUACUGCGUCUCGUAUAUUACUAAAUGUAAAUCCACUUCCACAUGAAGUUCGCAAUUGAAAGCCUCCAGUGCAUGUUUUAAGCUGAGCGAAUAAGUGAAACGAAUAGGAGGUAUGAUGUUUAUGACAUUGCUCAUGCUGUUGGUCUUAGUCCUAUUCUCUUCUGCUCGAAAUCUGAAGCAAGAAGUGGCGCAUGUACAGCUCAGAUCUUCUUCGCCAAGUCAGGACGAGUUGAUUGCUCAUGGGAGAUGAGUAGAUGAUUCAGAUUUUCUUCACGGGCCUCGUUUAUGAUAAAGAUGCUUUUUGAAGUCCUGAAGGAUCAUGCGGUGGACUAAGAUAAACAUCUCAAAUGAGAUAGACACUCAAACUUCCUCGGGGAUUGACCUUGACGUACGCAGAGAGUCCAAACACACAACAGGAAAAAACGUCACUAGCUCAUACGCAUUGACAUUGCCUGGUGGAGCUGCUGUUGGGGAAUGGUUCCAGACGUCCACAUCAAGCACAGGCAUUUCCUGCUUACUUACUCAUACUUUUCUUGGGACCACUCGUUAUUUGAAUGUAUCCAUUGCGUGUGUAAUUAUACAUUAAGUGUAUGGUGUACUAGGUAGUCUACAUAGAAAGAGAAAGCGUUUCCUUAUGUUCACUGUGAUUUUUGUACACCUCCAUACACAUGCUCACUCUAAGAAUUACUCACGUGGUUUUUGUAGUAUUUAUAGUUAUCGAUUCUUUCUGGCCAUCACCACCUUUUACAUUCUCCAGGUUCUACAACCACGAGGAGCAACGCAAAACGGGCCGGAUUUUUGAAUAUAUCUUCGUCCUCCUUAAAGAAAAAUCAAGGGGUGCAACUAGAACUGCCUUCGCUUGCAUCGACGACCCAUGCAAAGAGCACUUCUGCCUCUGGGUUUUUGGGAGCUGUGCAUGAAAGUGCAGCGACAAGAACGCAGUUGCAGAAAUAUGACGCCGAUAAUACCAAUGUCCGUGUGGAGCUGGAGACUGAUAAUGAUAGCAGAAGCAGCGCUCUCGCUUCUCAUACACAUGGCACAGCUACUAACGUCAAGACAGCCUCAUCAACAUCGAUUUCGCAUGGCGCAGCCCUAUCAAGAUCAUUUUUGUUAAGCCUCGUCGAGCUGAAGAAUCCAUAGUUACAUAUAAAUAUAUUUUUUUAGAAGUCGUAGUGAGUCGUUAUUGUGCCUUAUCUUCUGUACCUGUAGAGCAUUGAUCAUUGAUCAAUCAUGUAAUUCGAGUCUGCUGUUAACAGUAGGACGAUUGUAUCUAAAUGCAUGUUGUAACUUCUUCAUUCAUAGUACAAGUACAGAGACGUUUUACAGUCCACUUUUUUUCGAAAUAUCAUUCUUCUAACUUUCGAUCGCAGCGUAAUGUGGAGUAGUGCCUCUGCGUCCCUCCUGGCGAACAUGACCUCUUUUACAGAGGUAAUGCGACAAUCAUCGGCGACUGAUCCGGACGAAUAUUUAUGAAUGCAGUUGCAGUAAACCUAACCCUAAUUCUAAUCCUAAUACUGAGGCCAUGGCCAUCUACGGGAUCCUCGAUGGUCUGAGUUAUCCUACCUUUUUAGUCACUCUAAUGACACCAAAGAAAAAGAAGAUUAUCAUUAUUCUCUUUAAAAAAAGGACCUAGAUGAUUAUUCUCUAAUGAAGAGCGAGGGCGAGCAAAAUAUUUGCAGCAGUACUUUACGCAGUCAAGGUGGAUCAGUCAGAGCUGAGCAGUGCAAAACGCUUGACGAGAUUUAAGACAAGUAGCGAACGCAGAUAAAGAGUGGUUAUCUAGUAUCGAACGUAGAUAGAAAUAGAUAUCAUUUUUAUAUAAAUUUAUCACCAAUGCCCCACGAAAGGGCUGCGCACUGCUAGAAUGUAUCAAUGGCACUAAGUAGCACCACGAAAAUGUGCAGGAUCCUACGUAACCUCAGAUAGCAGGACCACGCUGAGAUGAAAGACACUUGUUCCCACUCUAAAUCACGCUCUUCAAGAUGGAGGUUUGGCUCCGGGAAAUGCUGAGAGCGGGGCACCCGCUGGUCUCUUCUGAAUACAGUGUUCUUGGGUCUGAGAUGAUGGGAGAAGCUGCCGGCGAGUCUUCUUUUUCGGAGAAAGGCAAGCCGCGCACCGCAGUCGAACUACGAGCGGAAGACUAUAAAGAACUUGUAAUCAAACAAUUCAAGGCUGCGUUUAUAAUUAAGGCAAGCAUCAAAAUCAAACUCAGAGGAGCAUGAUCCUGCGGCUGCGCUUUAUCCUUGGCCCCUUUCUCAAAGGGAAAAAGGGCGCUUGGAUGGCGUCAGGCUCAGGGGUGCAAUCACAGCGAAGCUAUGAAGCGAAAAUCUGUUAUCAUUAUCAAGCUUCUUAAAUAGAAGAGUGUGAUAAUGGUAAUUAUAGAUUUUGGCUUCAUAGAAGCGGUAGCCUUAGCUCUAAUGCUAGCAGAAUCGUCCUGCACUCGCUGGGCAGGCCUAUCAACAUCAAUGGCGACGAAGAGCUGCAUGCGAAGCAUGUGUCUGGGUCUGGCUCUGGACCCAUACUCACGGUCAAAACGGCUGCUCCAGUCGGGCCUCCUCGCCGCGUCCAGGGUGCUGUGGUACUUCCUGUCGAGGAAGCCACAUGGAAUUUGGUCGAAAGUGGCAAGAGGAUCCCUCUCGUAAAAGCCCCGCUAGUACUCAAGGUCAGCAAUGUCGAUACAUUACGGCUGCUUACGUUACAUCUUUCAUGAUCCAGUACUUCUUGAGUUGAAGUUGAACUACGAAAACGAAAAGCAUCUUCAUAUCUUUUAUUAAGCCUCUAUGACGUUUCAGAAAAAGGAAAACGCGCCCUUUUGUUCUUGAUUUUUACGCGCUAAAUACCGUUGGCGGUGAUUUUGCAAAAUAUGACCAGAAGAAUUGGCUCAUGAGCUCGAAAAGCGAUCCGUCCUUGCACGGUGACACUGCCAUUUGGGAGCUCUUCCUUUAAGGCUUGUCCCCCUAAAGAUUUUCCGCCUGCUUCUACUCACAUAUGCAUCAUUGAAUCUCAGUUCCAAUUCCAAAUAUUAGAGUUAAAUUCAUCUAAGUAGCAUUUUUAUCUUUUUGCACUACGAGCUGCAGAGCCACUACUUUUCACAAGAAAGCAGACCAUCCAAGUCAUCUCCGCGACGCCUACUUAAGACGGAUCAUCAUCAAUCGUCCAGAUCUUCUUCAUGAUCAUGGUAACAAGAAGUUCUACAUCUUAUACUAUCGCAUCUUGCUAGUUAGGUUAGCUUAUAGAUCCGUCGCAUCCUCUCAAGAUACUGACAUACUGCUGUCUUUCGGGAAACUGAAACUUGCCCCGCCGCGUCGACAUGAACAUGUACGCCUAGUUCUAACUUUUACUGGUAUUGUUUUCCCAGAUGCGUCCGAUCCACGAAUCCACGUCAGCAUUAUCGGAACGAGAGGGAGAAGACGUGCAACUCCACCAAUGCGUCCCUAUUUUUAUUAAAGUCAUUCUUUCGAGAACGAACUUUGGCGUGCUGAUGUACAAUUUUCACACCUUUUCCUUCGUCCACGAAAACAUGUUAAGGCGCUUACUUUUUACAGUUUAUUUUAAUAAUUGCUUGCAUAUGCACAUGCAGAUGCACUAAUAUUAGUUUAUAGACGGUGGGAAGGUGGGCACGGUGGGCGACGCUGGGCCGCUGGGCGGCCACGCUUGGCACGGUGGGCGGACCCUUGGCACACAUGGGGGGCACGGUGGGCGCACGCUGGGCGCGUAUAGCGCUGGCCCGCUGCUUCCGCCAAUGUACAGGGCCGCAGUCGAGAGCAGCGCGGCGCUGUGCUCCUUCGUGGAGCGGCCACGUUCUCGCUGCUUGCGGUGCGUCGCUGCUGUCUGCAGUGCCGCCUGGGUGUGUAGAGUCCGGCGCAGCGCUGCAAUGGGCCUCAAUGCUCUGCUGCAAUGUGCGGCCAGUGCUGCUGAGGGAUAUUCCCAGGCGGGCCAGUAGGUUGGCGCCCCGAUUCGUAUGCAGCUUGCUGCGGAUCCAGGGCGCACGCGCUUGCUCUGCCGAGGGGCUUCAGAAAUGGGCGUCCGAAGGGCGCCCCGAUUUUUGGCCCCAAGUCUCACGGUGGGCGCGCGGUGGGCGACAUCUUUGGCAGAUGACCCACUUUCGGGCCGCCCAGCGGCCCAGCGUGCCAAGCGUGCCCACCGAUCCAAUUCUGGAGAGGCUAUCAACUUUCCUAUGUAUAAAAAUACGUUUGUUUAUUUCGGAAACAAAUUCCAAUCUUCUUGACGUGUGCAGUAGAUGUUGAGAGUAGAGUUGUAUUGCACAAUACUACUGAUAAACACAAUAUUAUUUACUAGAUACCUGUCCUAGUAACUAUUCAUCAAGAACAGCAUGCUUUUCAUCCUCAAAAAUUUCCUCAAAAACAUGUCAAAAUCAAAUAAGUACACGCUUGAUCUCCAAAGGCCUUCCGGCGAUCUUAGCCUACAAAAAAAUCAUGUUGUCCUGGGUGGGGCACAUGACUGAAAAUGAUCAUCUCUACUUCCCACUCCCCCGCUAAAAUUUGAUCACAAUGAAGCAUGGCCAAGGUCAACCGCAAAUCUGCCGGCACAUAUCUUUUAUCAGCUGUCGCCAGAAUUGAACCUGCACUACCUGACAGGCUUCGCGCGUUGCAUCGAGACCCUGGCGAAGUUCCACAUCAUCCAUGGCGACAUCAGGCCAGACACAAUGUUAAGGCCAUCUACUAGAGCAGCUAGAUGACAACAUGUUGCAUAUAAAUAUUAAUGAGAACGUCAUCAUCCACGCUCUAGUACUUCUAGACUUGUAGUAUCUACUACCUAGAACGAACUACAACGAUCUUUAAUUGUACGCGUAGAAGUACUUGAAAUGGCAUGUUGGCUUAUUUCCUGUGGUUCGUGUGGGUCGUAGUCCUUGUCUGAGUCCUUAUUACGAUUUUUUACAGACACUAGUAGUAGUACUAGUAGUAGUAGUAGUGGUAGUAGUAGUAGUAGCACUACUACAUUGAUUUUGAUUUCUUCUUGUUCUUUCUUCCAUCCAAAGAGCUUACCUAGUGCGGUUAUCUUCCAACGUACGUACAGACAGAUCGUUGAAAAUUUACAUGAAUGAUGUGUCUAAGUUUUGCGCUGCAUUGCGACACGCGCCCUCUUUUGAAGUCUCCUGGUGGUGUAGCGGUAUGCAGUCAAGCGCUCAGCAAGGAGGUACUCUUAAGGAUGCCCUCGCUGAAUCAUCGUCAGCGCCAUCCUUGGCCCCUUUUUCAUCAAGGUGGGAAAAGGGUUCAGGGAUGGGCUCAUUGAUACGACGCGCCAGCUCUAAUGCUGGAGGCUGGCGACGGAAUUCGGUUCCGGCCGGUAUUUGUUGGUUUCGGUGCAGCAAUACUGGAGUACUCGAUGAAACCCAAAACUGGCGAGGAUGUUCCGAUACAUUUGAUGCGGCCACAAAAUUGGGUGCUAGGUGCGGACACGUACAUCAACGCCUGGGGUGACGAUAGCCGCGAACUGCAUUUGGCUACUGGAAAAGGUUAAGGGUUGGUAGUUGACCUGUCUAAGUAUCUCUAUGUGAGCAUACGUAUCCAUGAGUGGGACCUUUUCAACUUGAAGUAGGACGAAAGUCAUACCUAUGGCCACCUUUUCAAGUAGAAGGAGGAAUAAAGUCAUAAAAAAUCGAUGUGGAUGCGAGAUAGGUCGGUCAUCAACCUGCAUCCGCUAACAAGAGACGCAUUCUGUUCCGGAAGUGCAUCUGCUCGGCACAGACGUGAUGAUGCACCCAACGUUGAGGAACAUCGAUGCAUGCCCCCUUUUGGCCGCCGACAAUGGUGGAAGCAAGGUGCCGUCGGGAAAAGAGCUCAAAGAUCCGGACCCUGCCCGUCCCAACGCCGUGGUCUACCGUGCCGGCUUGGUCGACAAGCACUCUCUCGCUACCUCCUGGCUGUGGAUUUGGUCUUUGGGGAAACCCGGCGUGACCGAUUCGGCAACGUUGCGGAAGACCGUCUUCAAGACGGCGUACAACUGCGAUAUCGCGGACCCGGAUAGUCGUUCGUCGAAUGCCUAUGGUUGCUUACCUUUCUACCCCGACGUCGCGGGAUCGCGGGCAGCGAAUCCCUUCGAGGCGAGAUUUACCAAGCAACCAGACCCUUCGAAGCCGAAGAGUUACUUAUGGAAAGUGUAUCUAUCUUUGUUUCAGUAUUGGAAUAGUUAUUCCUUCUUCAAUAACAAGCGGCAAAAAUCGAGGUCGCGUGUCUAGGUUUCAACUUGCACCAGUGAGGGCCUCAAGAUGGAGAAGAACGGCAGUCACUGUCUGCAAGGUUUUAAGGGGAAAGGUCAGGCGUCUCAGGCUUCACGCUCGAAAUCAAGUCGCAGGGCUUUGACGGGGUGCCAGAGUUUUAGGUGACAGAGUAGACGAAACGGCGCGAGCCUCUCAGGGUUUUGGCCUCAGACUAGGCGCGGGCAUUUUUUGCCUCAGAGUUCUCAGCUUCAGGGUUUUGGUUGCAUUAUUUUUGCCGAUUUCUCUCACUACACCUCAAGGCUUGCCUCCUCUCUCAAGGUGGCGACUGUGUAGCAGGGUUCUCCCUUCUCAGAGUUGCGCAGGCUAUUCGCAAAGCCGGUUGCUUGAGUAGAAGCACGCCACGGCCACGCCUUGGCUUUCUCAGGGUUUUAAGGAGGGCCCGUGGCUAUGCACGCCACUUCAAGGUUUUAAGGGGAUCCCUGGCUUUCUCAGGGUUUCCCAGGUUUGACAAAUGACCAUGAGCGACGGGGCGGCCAGUGCUGCGGCGGGGGUAAUGAGGCCGGCGGGUCAGCUUGCCCCUGCAGGACUUCACUGCCACCCCUACGAACGGAAAGCGGCCCACGGCCCACGCCGGUCGUUAACGCUUGGAAUCCCGCACGCGGUGCUCGAAUUCUGCCCCUAAAGUCCUCAAAGCGUUGCCCCGCAACUUUUCGGCGCCUUCUUGUCUCGUUGGUACGUACUCCCUUUCCUCUUUUUGAGGUCACAGGCAGUUCACUCUUCUCGCCCUCGAAUCCACCAACUUGCCGCUCGACUCUGAGCAUUGGGGUCACCUUCACGACUAGUAUAUAGUACCUAAUAGAAUGCUAGGCCAUGAUCAUCUUCAUGGUCGUAUUGGUAUUCGUAAGUUCUUCUUGGCACGCAUCUUCUUCCGCCUACCCGUUACUUAAUAUAGCGCCAGGAUGCACAUGAAUAGUGUCAAAGCGUGAGAAAAGUGCGAAGUGCAACUCCAUGCAGGGAGUAUUGAGUACUAGCAUAACAAAGAUUCAUUUUUAUGCUAUUUACAUUCAGUGUUGUAGUCGAGGUCGAGGAGGUGGAGGCACAACUACAUCCAUUUUUGCUUGUUCUUGUAACCUUCACGUUGACACAAUUUCAAGUUCAACGCCCCAUGUAGUAAUCGGCAUGCGAUCCGUGGCAAGAAAUCAUAACACCAGAGGAAAGAUCCAAGCGACGCGAGGUGGCGGUGAAGUUAAAGUAAGAGAACAACACAAAGUAUGUUCUUCAUCCAGAAGAUGAACAGUAGCAUCGGAACUGCUUGACCUUAAUACUGGUAGAUUUUCUAAGCCAACGCUACAGCAUGAAUUCGUGCUACACAAGCCGUGGCUACUCCGUGGAGAAGCUUUAAGGAAUAAACUUGUAGCAUUGUUCAUCAAAAAAAGACCAUGAAAUGCGAGAUCUACUCAUAAUACUUUUUUUUAUACUCAACAUCUACACCUUAUUUAGUCUUGUAUUUGUGGUUUUGUUCCUAGGUAAAGCCAACGGCAUUUUAAUAUACAUAUACUAACUUCUUAUAAUAAAUACUGUCAUUUUUUUUUCUAGAAGGAUUACUUAUAUAUACUUGUAGUUCUGACCACAGUGAUGUCCUAAGUCACGGAAGACGAGCAAAGGAACUUCUUUGGUCGUGCCUUGGCUUGCCACUUCAUGAUCACAAAAAACUAUAACUAUAAGGAGUGGGUAGAGAUGGCGAGUGUGAUAACACUAGAAAAGCACCACUUUGCCAUAUGAUAAAUUUAGGAACAAGAAGAAUAAGAGAGAGAAACUAUAUUAUAAUACCAGCUCGACGACCACGACGACGUCCACGAGCUUGCUAAUGCUACCUUAAGACUCCUUCUCCUGCUAAGACUUGAUACAAAACUUCCCCGAUCAGCUGGGCGCUCAGGGGAAAGCGGGAGCGUUGGUGAACAUGCUGAGCAAGUAUGUGAUGGCCUCGCAUGAUCCGAAGCCAGACAUUAAGGCCAUCUUCAAUCUAAAAGUUGUAGUAGUUAGAGUUACACGGGUAUCAAACUUAUUUGUUGGACGAGCCUUAUAUUUCUGUGUUUACCCUUUCUUGCCUUUGAUAUAGUUCUCGUAACUGCAACUAUUGCAACAACUUCUUGCGAGGAAAAGUGUUAUUUGAAAAAUAUGUAAGUACAACAACAACAAUAACAACAUGCUUAAUAAACUCCGCUAGUUCUACUCUGCUUCAUCAUGUGCUCGCUGUAUCUAGUUAUUCGGUAGGACAUCUUCGCUGUAGCUAUUUUUCAGCUCUAAAACCAGGCCGCCUGUGUCUCCUGAUCCUCGAAUCGGCAAUCCGGGUGCGCCACCACCACCAACGACUGAGGGGGCAGGCGUUCCAGCCGAUGAAACACCUUCAACUAGCAUUACGAGGAGUCUCGCUAAAAUCAUUCAUCCACGACAGCUUGUUCUGUUGGUAGAAGCAACAUAAACUCAUACUACUGACGUCGAAUGAACAAAUUUGAAAUUCACAUUGAUGAUUUGCAACUAGUAAGCGAAGGAUGAACGAGGACACUGGAAGUAAGUAGAUAGUGCAGCACUGCAGUGGUGCUGUAUCUUACAUAAUCUAGUAAUGCAACUGGUGAGCAGACUGUCAGAACUUGAUGCUCUUUCAGACCAGCAGGUUGAGACCUCCCAGAUGAAAACAAGAGAAAAUAGAUAUUUGUGGAAACAAGUACAGUUGUCUUGGACGUGCUCUAAGAUCACCAGCCGGCCUGCGGCACAGACUGAAUCCGAACUAUCUGGCGACCCUUAAGACUAGUUUUUUUUCAUCAUCUAGUUCUAGAUUGCUAAAAUAUCGAUAGCUUGAGAAGAAGUGGCGACUAGAACUACCCUUGUUCCAAGAAGAGGAAAGCAAGGCAAGCAGCUAUAGCUAAUGCGUGUGCACCUUCACAACUUAACCCCCACGCAUGAUUCGAAACUAGCGCUAACAAGGGGUGGCAGCCGCAUCCGGUUCGCGCAAGAGAAAAAAGAAAUCUUCGUGUCCUUGCCCAGGGUGUUGCCCUUGAGAGAGAAUUCUUCAGAAUAAGGGUGAUAGAGAAUACGAAUAGGUUAUUCUAGAGACUGAGUGAUUCUAGAGAAAAGGGUAAGUGGGAUUGGGAAGGGGAACAAGAGACGUGCUGAUACUAGUAUCUAGAUAAACAGUGCAACAUGAACAUGGGGAAAGAGGUGUGAUAAGACUUCAGCGUCAGAAGUCUUUGGAGCGUAAAAAUGCAAAGGUUUUCUUAGUAAUCAAGAUGAAAUUAUUCAUACUAUGCAUAUUCUGCUAACACGACUCAGUCAAGGUAACACUUAGUCAAGCAGGUAUCGUUCAUGGCAUGUCUAACAUGUAGAAAAAAGGCUGUAGCUCUUCAUCAUCCAUAAGCAUGACCUCACUCGAAAAAGAACAGAGUCAGGAAUCAAUCACGAUAUAUUUUGUAGCAUAGAAGUAGUACGAAAAAGAGAUGUUGAACAAGUUGCGAAUCAUGAUAGAUCAGUCGAAAAGAAACACUCAUCAAGUCAUAUUAAAUCAGAUAGAUGUACUAUGUUUGAAAUGUCUACCUCAGCCUGAAUCCAAAGAUUUGUAUUUCGUAAAACAAAUUAUAAGUAGGUAAUUGUAAAAAAAUGAAUUGGUCGUAUAGAUGUCAUAAUUUUGAUGCACAGGGGAACGAAUCUAGUAAAAAAAAUAAUUGCAUCGGGAGUUUAAGUUUAUUGGGUAAAAAUACUUAUGCAAAUAAUUGAGAACAGUAGAUUUCACUUUGUCAGCAGGAAUAACUGUUGAUGAAGGACGAAUGAAAAUAAAACCGAACUACAAAUCUAAUUCAAGAUUGCCGUCUAGUUUUUCCCAGAAUUAAGUGCUUAAUAUUCAGAAUGGACCAUAAACAUCAAUCAUUCAAGUGGAAGAAGUCGCUGUGCUUGCAGGAGUCGUCCUAAAGCC
Molecule: messenger RNA, 11890 nt
Organism: Amoebophrya sp. A25
Lineage: Eukaryota; Dinophyceae; Syndiniales; Amoebophryaceae
Source: the annotation of a GenBank genome assembly